UCUUGGACUUCCCCCUUCUCAACUACACACUCACAAAAGGGACUAAAUGUUUCGCGCACGGCUCAUCCUACUUCCGCUGGAAUUCCAUUAUGCUGGCAGAAGGACAGCUACCGCAAAGUUGUUCCAUUGCGCAUUUCGUUCUGUGGUCCGAUUGUCCGAAGAGGUAUCCAAUGAUCCUCGGUGAAGUCAAGUCGUCAGUUCUCUGUGCGAAUACACGCUUGUUGGAAGUUGUAUCAGACUCGUAACAUGUCUUUCCGCGCUCGAUCUUCUGUGGAGCUCAAGGCACAUCAAAGGCAGUAUUCGAAGUCUGGAAACUCCACCGUACAUGGCCACCAAUCAACUCCCUUUUCGUGGUCCUUCAACUUGGGGUGGCCCUGGACUCGGAACCCUCGCGCUUGCGAGCUUCCAAUGAUAUCCACUUCAGAAUGCGUAUGGUUUCCAGAAGGCUGCACAUGUCGUGAUAAUAUCGCUCGCGUUUCUCGGUGCCGUCGGUAAAAAAGGUACAGUGGUUAUUUGUGUUAUUGGGCUCCAAGCAAUCAUAACUCGUGAACGAGUAAUGCUCGACCUUUCGGACCUCUUUCGGAGAAAAAUUCCGAUGGAUUGUUCGCCUUUACGGGAAGCAGACAGGUACUUGCUUCUUCAACUCAGUUUAGACUUAGCCUCCUGUUGCCCUGGUCUCAUCAAAUUGAUACGACCGUAAAUGGCUCGACCUCGACAACUCGACAACAGUUUGGCUAAUAACUCGACCAUAAUCUCCGUGAAGGACGUGGCGAAACCGAAAGAGCGAUAAGUACUUUGGUUGCUACAAAUGACUUCACAUGGCCAAAAUUUUGUAUACUGACGACAUUGCUAUCUGCGCGAAAGGUAAAGGUGAAAUACGUGGCUUCGGAUCCCCCAGGCAACUUGACGUGAAUCCCGCAAAGUUCUCAAACGACGUCGAAAAUGUUUCCUCAAAUCCCACCGGCCGAUGGCACAAAAGGUAUCAUGCUUGUUGGAAUUUUCUCAUUUUCCCCGUCUAGAAUUCGGCCGAUGAAUAUCUGGUUGGGUUGAAACGUUUCGGCUCCCCGAACGCCGUCGAUGUGAAUUCGAAAGCUGUUACUGGAUAAACGCCACGUUCUAUAGAUGUACACAGGGGUUUGGCAUUUUGGAUAAUCAAACCGAAGCCUCAAGGGUGGGAGAGAUCGACACUUAUCCGGCAGAGAAAUGGAGAUGGGUGAGAAAAGUUUCGUGGAUCCUGGGAGGAGGUGACUUAGAACAGGAAUUUUCAUGCGCUCUUACAUGGAACCGGGAGACUGGAGUCGCGGUCCAACCAAUAACUGUGCAAGAGCUCAUUGAUAUCUUUAUUAUUUCCGAAAGUGAAAUUCGGAACAUACACACGUCGGCUACAUCCGACAAGUGGCUUCGUUUCUUCGUGUGAAUGGUGCGACUAUGACAUCGAGCUCUUGCAAGAUAUUUCCUGUCGAGAGAAGCUGUCGUAAUGUGGUUUAAUAUAAAGGUCGUGUUAAAUUCUGCCAAACACCUCCACAUCCCCCAUUGUCUCAUCUCUUAACACCCUAUAUCCUUGCCGCUCUAUCGCGCUGUCGAUAAGAGGAUACUGGACGACUUUCUCAUAGAUACCCACAUCUUUUCCCCUGGCUCCGCGACCUGCCGAACGACUCACGUUGCCAUUGUGUACUCCAGAAUCCUUGGAAAUGUUGCCAACCCCAGUGAAGAACGACCAUGAAGACAAGUAUGAUCCAAGUUCUGCCUUUCAACAAUCAUUACGAGGCAAGGCCACGGAUUCCAUGAAACAUGUUAUAAACAUUCCGAUAACAAAACACGUAGAAGACAGUCGACAAUCCAAGACCUCGUCUUUGUCGAAAAUCGGGCGACGGCUAUAUGACGGAUACGAGAAACGGGCGGCAAAAUAUGGCGGCAACGUUUCUGCGGAAUGUCGGAUCUCCUAUGCGUAGAUUGACCUGUUACCAUAAGCUUCGGCUGGGUGGGAAGGUUGGGUCGAUAGUGAUCACUAACAGUUCAGCCUUGUCAGUAUACGGUCGCUGGUGUCACAGUCUGAAUCUCCAAAACCGAUAUGUAUGAGCACAUUCCCGAUAAAAUAACAUCAAAUUGUAG
This is a messenger RNA of Marasmius oreades (fairy-ring Marasmius), 2112 nucleotides long. RefSeq lists its product as uncharacterized. The transcript has 8 exons. Bases 1692 to 1952 code for a protein of 86 amino acids. The record is from RefSeq and is a predicted model, not a curated record. Lineage: Eukaryota; Fungi; Basidiomycota; Agaricomycetes; Agaricales; Marasmiaceae.